AUGGCUUCUGUGGCACCCACAUCGACUGACAUAAAACAAUGGCAAAAUUUGUGGGUGGUAAAAAUUCUGCAAUUUCUUUCGACGACCAUUGGACUAUCAGUCCCAAACUUAUUUCAGUACGAGGGUUUGUCUGUUCUAUAUGCAGGAUAUAGUCUAUUGCUAUGCCUACUACACUUGGCAACUCAGGUUUACUCUUUUGUUAUCAAAUAUAGGUUUUAUUCAAUCAUUUCGCUCACUGUGACAGUGCUCGAUGUUUGUGUUGGAUUUAUUACUCUAGCGGCUAACAUUUCCUGUAUAACUUGCGCUAUAUUUCUCAAGAGACGAAAGAUGGUAAAAUUAACAGGCACACUAAAAAUUGUAGAAGAACAGUUACAGAAAAAGUUUCAUACUUUUGCGGAGUAUCAUGACACCAGUCUUCUAUUGCAAUUCAUCGCUUUCAUAACAUUAGUCUUUAUUUUAACUACUUACUACUGCACGUCACUUACCCGCCUAGCCGUUUUGAAUGGUUUGGAAAUUUCAUUAAUGAUAGCAAAUAAUUUACAAACCGUACCAAUAGCAAUACUCAUAAUGCAAGUUCACUUUUGCUCUACAAACGUCAAAUGUUUGUUCCAACUGCUACACAAGAAUAUGCAGGAUACCUUACAACCUACCAAGAACCCAACAAAUGAUGUCAGCCUCAUUGAUCAUUCAAUUCCUGACGCAGUAUACUUCUUGAAAAAGUACGACGUAUUAUGCGACUCCAUAGAUAUGAUGAGUGAAGCAUUUGGACCUCAAAUUUUUUUCAUAGUGUGGGCUAUAACAGUCAAUAUACUCAUUGGGUUAAAUGGCAUAUUGAAAGCUUCAAUGAUGGAACCACAGCAGUUGCUGAUGGAUAUGAAUUUCGUGGUGCUCAUAACCGGUUUCAUCAUAAUAAAGUACUUAGUAAGUAUAAGUAAUUUCUAG
This is a messenger RNA of Anoplophora glabripennis (Asian longhorned beetle), 942 nucleotides long. RefSeq lists its product as uncharacterized. The coding region runs from base 1 to 942 and encodes 313 amino acids. Lineage: Eukaryota; Metazoa; Arthropoda; Insecta; Coleoptera; Cerambycidae. The transcript has a single exon. Gene Ontology annotation, biological process: sensory perception of taste. Gene Ontology annotation, cellular component: membrane. The record is from RefSeq and is a predicted model, not a curated record.